GUCUCACUGUUUGAUUCUGUCUCACUUCCUGCUAGGAUACUUUGUAAUAGUUCUGCAUUUGCCUGUAGUAUCCUCGGCUGUGGGGGGCAUAAACAUUCCUGUUCCGUUAACUUACUUUAAAGGGAGUUAGCAGGACCCGCACAGAAAAUAAUUCUGGGUAAUUUGUAGUGUUGCAUUCUGUGAUUGGAUGUACAAAUAAGGACAAAUGCACUGUACUGUGGUAACUAACCGACUACAGCUAACUAAAUACUGAUCUCUUUGAACAACAACCAGUUAGAAGUAGCACAUGCGGGGUGUUGUUAGUUUCGCUCAUACCUCCCCCUUACAAUUUACAAAACGUUAUUAAGUUGUGUCAGUUUGUCCUGGAGUACAGCUAUUGCGACCCUGCAUAAGCAACGUAUUCGCGUUUAACUGCGUGGGUUCGAGAACCAACAUUUCCUGAAGGGAUACACUGGGAGUGAUGCACAUUAUGGAUUUGAGAUCAGGCAUAGCCCUUAUUCAGAAACUUCUUCUCUUUGUUUUGGCGUUGCUAGACGGUUGUGUUGGGUUUAAUCUAGAUGUGGAUAUUCCUACAGUUUACACUGGUCCUUCUGGGAGUUACUUUGGAUUUUCGGUGGAUUUUUUUGCACCUCCUACUGCAAGUGUGGACCUUCUUAUAGGAGCGCCAAAGGCCAAUACUUCACAGCCGGACAUUGUGGAAGGUGGGGCAGUAUACAAGUGUAAAUGGGGAUCUAAUUCUGAGUGUUACUUAAUCAACUUUGAUUCAGAAGGAAACCGUCUCAGAAACCCAGAUGAUCCUCCAGAAUUUAAAUCGUACCAGUGGUUUGGAGCUUCUGUGAGAUCUCAAAAUGCAAACAUUCUGGCCUGUGCACCAAUGUACCACUGGGCAACCACAAAAAAAACAGAAAGGGAACCUGUUGGAACCUGCUUUCUGCAAGCUGGAUCCAAAAUAGUCGAAUAUGCUCCCUGCAGGUCAGGUAAAGGUGAUGCUGAGGGACAAGGAUUCUGUCAAGGAGGUUUCAGCAUUGACUUUACAAAGUCAGAAAGAGUACUUCUUGGAGGACCUGGUAGCUUCUACUGGCAAGGACAGCUGAUUUCUGACAAACUGGAUGAAAUUUUGAGCCAGUAUAGAGCUGAUCGUUAUACCAUCAAGUAUGCUAAUCAGUUGGCAACCAAGUCUGCUAGUGCUGCUUUCGAUGACAGCUAUUUGGGAUAUUCCGUGGCUGUUGGAGAUUUUAACAAAGACAAUGUGGAUGACUUUGUAUCUGGAAUACCAAGAGCUGAAAAAACUAAAGGCCUAGUGACAAUUUACAGUGGGACAAAUAUGGAAUCCAUACUCAGUUUUACUGGAGAACAGAUGGCUGCAUACUUUGGACACUCUGUGGCUGCUACUGACAUCAAUCAUGAUGGGUUAACUGACCUAAUUGUAGGAGCUCCUUUGUUUAUGGACCGUGGAUCUGAUGGCAAGUUAAGGGAAGUUGGCCAGGUUUAUGUUUAUCUUCAAGAUGCAGCAUCUGGUUUCCAGAAUCCAAAGAAAAUAACUGGCAGUGAGAUCUAUGCCAGGUUUGGUACUGCAAUUGCACCUCUCGGAGAUGUGGAUCAGGAUGGAUUCAAUGAUGUAGCAAUAGCAGCACCAUAUGGCGGCGAUGGUAGAAAAGGCAUUGUUUAUAUCUUCAAUGGAAAAGCAACUGGCCUGAAUCAGGUGCAAUCGCAGAUGCUUGAAGGACAGUGGGCUGCCCAGAGAAUGCCCCCAAGCUUUGGUUAUUCAAUGCACGGAGCUACUGAUUUAGACAAAAAUGGAUAUCCAGAUUUGAUUGUGGGAGCCUUUGGUGCUGACAAGGCUGUACUUUAUAGGGCCCGGCCAGUCAUUAAUGUAGAGUCAGAACUAGAUGUUACUCCUUCUGUUCUUAACCCAGAGGAGAAAACCUGUGACCUGCCAGAUACAGGGAGAAAAGUGUCUUGUUUCAAAGUUAAAUUCUGUUUGAGUGCCAAAGCAGUAGGAAAGCUGUCCAGUACUUUCAACUUCCAAGUAGAUUUACAGUUGGACAGACUCAAACAGAAAGGUGCUAUCAAAAGAGCCUUGUUCAUUCACAGCCAGCUGCCUGUACAUGCCAAGAACAUGACUGUAACUAACUGGGGGUCAAUGGUCUGCGAGGAGCUUGUUGCCUAUUUAAAGGAUGAAUCAGAGUUUCGGGAUAAACUUACACCUAUUAACAUCUUCAUGGAAUAUCGUCUGGAUCUGAAAACUGCUGCAGAUUCAACAGGACUCCAGCCAAUCCUUAAUCAGUUCACUCCUGCUAAUGUCAGCAAACAGGCACAUAUAUUACUGGACUGUGGUGAAGAUAACAUCUGUAAGCCAGACCUGAAAAUAUCUGUGAAGAGUGAGCUUGAAAAGAUCUACAUUGGUGAUGAUAGCCCAUUAACCUUGACUGUUAACACCCAGAACCAAGGAGAAGGGGCAUAUGAAGCAGAACUUUUGGCUUAUAUUCCUCCUCAAGCAGAUUUUAUUGGAGUUGUUCGAAAUGAUGAGCGGUUAUCAAGACUGUCUUGUGCAUUCAAGUCCGAGAACAAUACUCGUAUGGUUGUGUGUGAUCUUGGAAACCCUAUGAAAGCAGGAACAAAUCUACAAGUCGGACUGCGUUUCAGUGUUCAUCAGCUGUCUGAGAUGGAUACUUCUGUGAACUUUAAUUUGAAGAUACAUAGCACCAAUGCAUUUAAUUCUGAAAGCCCAGUGGUUUCAUGGCAAGUUGGUCUUGCUGUCCUAGCAGCUGUGGAAAUUAGAGGCGUUUCCACUCCUGAUCAGCUGUUCCUACCAAUUCCAAACUGGCAACCGAAGGAAGACCCUAAGACAGAAGAGGAUGUAGGGCCACUGGUUCAACAGAUUUAUGAGCUGCGCAAUAAUGGUCCAAGUGCAUUCAGCAAAGCAAUGUUGGAACUACUUUGGCCCUACAAGUACAAGAACAACACACUGCUGUACAUUAUCAAGUUUGACACCGAAGGCCCAAUGAACUGCACCACAGAUGUUGAAAUUAACCCUUUAAAUCUGAAGAUUACUAGCACUCAAGGAGAAGAAAAGAAUGAAACUUAUGCAGUAGAUGACUCCAGGAAUCGCAACCGAAAGCGCCGAGAUGUAGCGAAGAAUGAAGGGGAGUUUGAGAAUUUGAACUGUGGGGUUGCAGAAUGCCUGAAAAUAACCUGCCCAGUUGGCCAUUUGGAGCGGGGGAGGAGUGCCAUCCUUUACAUAAGAGCUCGGUUGUGGACCCAGACCUUUAUCAAUAAAGAAAAUCAGAAUCACUCUUACUCUCUCAAAACCUCUGCAUCUUACAGUGUAAUUGAAAUGCCGUAUAAGAACCUGUCAUACGAUCUUCCUUCAAAUUCUACAGUGGUCAAUACAUAUGUGAUGUGGGUUCAACCAGAAAUCAAACAACCUGUACCAUAUUGGGUCAUCAUCCUCGCUGUUCUGGCAGGAUUGCUACUUCUAGGCUUACUUGUCUUUGUUAUGUACAAGGUGGGAUUCUUCAAACGUGUGCGUCCGCCACAGGAGGAGCAGGAAAGAGAGCAGCUUCAGCCUCAAGAAAAUGGAGAUGGUGCUGUAGAAGCUUAGCCUUCGUGUAGCCCAUAUUAAUGUAGCGACAUGCAGUCGUGCAUUAGGAAAUUAAUGAGAACACUCCUCUUAAACUGACCACUCCAUUACUGUAAUACUAGUAACCAUACCCCACUUUGAAAACAGUAUCUGGUUUUAUUGCUACAGAACAAAGCUCAUCCUAUACAUUUUGGUCUCCUAGUUGUGUCUGAUACGUCCUUUUUCUUUGUUGCACUGACAUUUUUUUUUCUAAUGCUGGACUACAGUACUCAUCACUGCCAUGGUAACUGAACUGUCUUUUGAAAAGAAUGCUGCAAAGGGAGUACGUUUUCCUGUUACAUGUAACUAAGUAUAGGAUACUUCUUGGUUCUUUUGCAUUUGUUAUAAAAAGGGGUGGUAUCUGGACUCAUUCAUACAACAAUUGAAAGUGAUUUGUACAUAAAGAUCAUAAAACUUCUUUUUGCUAUUAUAUGUUGCAGAUUUUAUUGAUUUCUGCAUGCUCAGCCAUUUGGUCACAUGAUUUUUAGCUGAGUAGGAGUUGAGUGUAAAAAAGGCAGUAUGCUGGCACAUUCAACAAGUAUAUAAUGUAAACACUAUACAGAAUGAGUUACAUUUGUUCAAUGGCAACUCUGACAAAAAUUUUCAAAUUCCCAAACAUUAACAAAAUGUUUGUUUCUGCUUUCUGUUCCAUCCCAGUAGAAACGACUACAUCAGGACAUUUUCUCAAAGUAGUUCAAUCAAACUACUGCAGUUCAGUAUGCUUGUAAAAAUGAACCUUUGUGUUAGAUUAUAAAUUGCUAAAUAUUAAAUGCAAUAUCCCAGGCAAACACAUUUUGUAAUAUAAAAUACUGUGACUUAUUAGUAAUACUGUGUUUUUUUCCCCAAUAAUCCCUUGUAGAUUUUAGAUUAUCACAUUAUCUCUAGUGUAGAUAGGGUGGGAUGAAGAGAAAGCCUUCCUGGAUGUAAAGUGUUAGGGGACACAUUCAGCUGAUAAUGAUCGCUCUUUAACAUGUAUCACCAUAAAAAAAGCACUGUAUUGCUCUAUUUGUGUGGUAGAAAACUGCAGCAGUUACUUGCUACAAAUGUAGCCAAGUAGCAAUCAGUCUGCUACAGUUUACAAGAAGGAAAAUUUUGCUCCUCAACUUGGGUGAAGAGAUUUUUUUUCUGUUUUGGAGGGCUAAAGGGAUUGAGUGGGUGAUGGUUGCACCAAACAGAAAAGCAGCUAGUUACACCUGAAUACAUUAUAUGAGAAACAUUAAAUCAUAUUUAUUUCUCUGCUGCUCAUAUGAAGAACAGACAUUCUUAGCUCUGCCAUUUGCCAUGAGUGGUUUAUAAUCGGUGCUAGCUUUGAGUUCAGGACAGUGCAGCAACCAAAUAGAAAUAUUAAUUGUUGAAAUCAUCCUGUUAUGAUCACAGUAGAACUUAAAGCAUCAAUAGUGCAUAUGGCUUAAGACAGUGGUUCCCAAACUUUUUCGAUUCUCUGCUCCCUUGCUGAAUCCAGGUUUACCCAAGGUGCCCCCCCCCCCCCGCGGCGUGCAUAAAGUGCAUAUUAUAAGGCUUUGUCAAACUAUAAAAAAAAAAAAAAAAAAAAAAAAAAAAAUCUGCCUUUGACUGAACUCUUACAUCCAACCCAAAUAAAUUUGCGUGCAUUUGCACCCUUUCAAACUCUCUUAGAGAUCACCUUCCAAAACUUUUAGGAAGAAAGUCAUACCACAAAAAACAUCACUACAACUUUUACACAAUUUAAGUAAGUUUAACAGUGACACCUUCAUAUCCAACCUAAAACAUCUUAAUUGGCAAAUACUAAAAUCUCUGCCCCAGGAUGAAACUGUCACUCAUUUCAAUGAAACCUUUCUCAGUGUGGUAAACAAAACAACAAGCACCUAUCAGAUGCAAAACAGUAAAAUUUAACUCUGCUCCAUGACUAUCAAAAGUCACAAAAUAAUGUGUGGCUGAGAGAUAAAGCCUGGAAGGUCUAGCUUCUAAAGAGAAUACAAUCCAACCUACAACAUUUUCAAGAACUACACAAUCAAACCAAACUACACAUUAGAGCUGGUAAGAAACCUAUUGUACUAUUCUUCAAAAUACCCACUAAAAGAAUCCAAAACUGUUCUAGACCUCCAUAAAUAAUAUGUUUAAUCCUGGCAGCCCAGCUGAGCUACCUCCUACCAGUGCAAACCAUGUAGAUUCCAUUGCCAACCAAUUCAACACAUGCUUCAUUGAAAAUGCAUCCACUCUUACUAGCAGCCACUUGUCAGGCAAAUUUAAAAUACCCUCCAACAAUCCACACAUAAGUUUGUAUUCAAUUUCAAUCCUGCUCCCAAUGACACUAUUCUCCCUAAGUUUAAACACAACACAUUAGCCAUUAAUAACCUCCCCACUGAAUACCUCUAAAUGGCUGCUGAUACACUAGCUUAGCUUGUCUCAAACUUAAUAAAUAAGUCAAUCCAAGAAAACUAUGCAACAGAUAUUUUGGAAAAAAUACUCUACACAAGGGAGGUAUUUCCACUGAAUUUCCCACUGUCACAUCAUUGCUUACAGCUAUCACCCAUUGUCAUACUAUCUCUCCUUAUCAAAAUAAUUGAAAGGUGCAUCCAAGCCAACUCCUCAUGCUUCUUGCUAACAAGUUCUCUUUUCAGCUUAGCAUGGCUUCAGACAUCACCAAAGCACUACUACCGCUCUCCUCUGUUUCAACAACCAAGUCAGUCUUCAGACAGAGUCUUGUAAACUAGUAUCUUUUCUGUUCUUUGAUCUAAGAAAUUCAGUACCACGUACCAAGAAUAUUUCUCCACUGACUGACUUUACUAAAUCUUGAUCACACUAUGCCUCCCUGGUUUCACAGCUAUCUGUCAAACAGUAACCAAGCAGUUAAACGGCUCAAUGAAUGCGUCUCAUUCUUGCCAAUGUCACUUGGAGACCUUUGAGACUGCAUACUAGGUCCCAUCCUCUUUAAUAUUUCAUUAAAUGUGCAGAUGAUGCUAUAGUCAUCUACACUGCCUACUUAAUAUCCCAGCUUCAGGAAAAAAAUGCCUUCUCUUCCACUGAGUCCUGGCUCCAAAAAUCUUACCUCCUGUUAAGCGUUAAAAACUAAGUUCAGACUUUUCAUACCCAAAAAUCUCUCUAAUACAAACAGAAACUUUUUCAUCAUCUCAGCCAACAACACCUCUACUGAAGUAAUCACUCACACAAAGGUACUUGGUGUCACCACUGAUAAACACCUAAAGAUUAAUCUCCACAGUAAGCUAUGAAUAUAAUCCAUCAAAGGCUUGGCUAUACCAAAGCAAAUAGCUACUGAGGUUGUAGGUUGGAUUGUAUUCUCUUUAGAAGCUAGACCUUCCAGGCUUUAUCUCUCAGCCACACAUUAUUUUGUGACUUUUGAUAGUCAUGGAGCAGAGUUAAAUUUUACAUAGAGCCUCAGCUUACCUCCUCCCCUCAUUAUUAUACACUUACCCUCAUUCACAGACCUCUAGUCUCAAAGCUAAAAUAAGUAAAAUUACUAGCUUUACAGUCAGCCAUAGAGUGACAUCUCAUCUCUUUCUGGCCUUGACACAACUCCACUGGCCUGAACUACCAAACUGUCUAUUACCUGAGAGGCUACAGUCCAUAAUAUCACUAAUAAAACUCUUCAGCCUUACUAAACAUCAAGAUUCCCUACUCCACCACCAGGUCACUAUGCUCAAUGGAUAAACUUCUACUUACUAAAAGAAAUACCCAUAACACUGUUGGAAAUUUCCUCUACUCCAACUAUGUAUCAGAGACUUAGAACUGUUAGACCUACCUCACUUAAUAAACCAUGUAGCCUAUUUGUCUUCAAAACCCUGUUAGAAAAAAAAAAACACUUUAACCACACAUGGCUAUGAUCCUGUACAUCUCCUGGAGGCUAGUCUCAGCUUACACUCUCUUCCUUUCAUAGGUUCAUAGAUUAGUACUAGGCUAACUGCCCUUGUAGGACAUUUUUAAGCCUAGCCAAUUACCCAAUGUGAGAAUCAAACCCUGCACAUUGUGCUUGUAAGACACCUUAACCAUUAUGCCAACCUCCCACCCUAUACACCAACUAUCCCAGGCUUUAUUGAAAUAUGCAAUUAUACUCAUGUACACUUCCUUAUGCUUCAUUGCAUACAUAAACAAUGUGGUGCAGUACGUGAGUGUGGCUGAAAACAAUUUCAUUCAUUCUUUCAUCCAUUUUCAACAGACACACACACACACACACUCUUCUCUGAAAGUUUCCUUACUUGCAUGGAGUCUUCAUUCUUUUUGGCUGUUUCUUCCGCAGGUCUGAUUCUUGUUCCCUGAACAUAAUCCAUUCGUUGCCAUUCCCGCUCGCAUUUGAGCAGCCAUGCCCAGCCAGAAAUGCAUGAGCUCCUUGCUCAAUUCCAACAGGCUGGUAGCCCUGAUGGAGCUGACGUCAUCGCGCAUGCGAUGACGUCAGCUCAAACACCGCGAAAAUUCAAAAACAAAAGAAAAAAUGAAAAAAAAUCAUAAAUGAAGGGUAUUAGUUUGCGGCGCCCCUGUGAGGAAGCCGCAGCUCCCCAGGGUGUCGUGGCGCACACUUUGGGAACCCCUGGCUUAAGAACUUCCUCCACUAAAGGCAAAGAAUUUGUCUUCAGAAAGAGACAGCAGAAUAUUUUCAGUAUCAAACAUCUAUGCUGAGAAUAUUAUUGCAUUCAUUUUUUUUCACUGAUUAAAGCAUAGUCUUGUAAAAGUUCAGAUGUAAAUGUUAAAAUUCAGUUGAGCAAAGCUAGUUUUUGUUUGAAUUUUUAUUGUUCAGAUAAACAGCAAGUUCAACUCUUGUACCACACAUCCCAAUCAUUUCAUAAGUGUCAACAAGAUCUGCUAAAAGAAACAUGUUUACAUGUGAAUAAGAUGUUGUGAGAUACAAUUUGUUCCUUCACUCCAUAUUUGUUUCACCAGGGUAUUUAUCACUUAUGCUUCUGUUAGGUAGCGUUAACAUUUGUCACACUAGACUUUUUUCUGUUAACAGAAUAAAAGUGAAGGUCGUUUGUCUUUAUAAUAUGUUUAAAUGUUAUAUAUAUUUUUAUUUUUAAUACACUUGUGGCAAUAUCACAAAGGCAAGGCUUAAGCUGUACAAAUAUGGAUUUGUCAUUACUUAUAGUUUUUGCAGUCAGAAAAGAACAGAGUUACUUGUUCAUACAACGCACACUGCUGAUAAUAUGCUGUGCAUAUCUGUCUGUGGAAAAUAUGAAUUUAAUACUUUACGUGAUAACAAAUGCAGAUCUUGUCAUUUGACAGUCACAUUUCAAAGGCAUUCAUUAAACCCUGAAAAAAGUUGAAUUUGUAAUGGAUAUUUAACAGCAAUAGCGAUGUUUUGUUUCUUGCAGAGUUUUUUCACCUUUUUAAUCAAGUUUUUGUUUUAAUAUUAUUUUGAUUUUUUUUGCAAAAAAUGCAUCUAAGCUUGUAUCUUAAAUAUAUCAUUUAGAAAAGUGUUUCCUAUCUCAUAAAAUACAGAGUUCCGAAGUGAACUGUCAAGAAAUGUCCCACUUUACAAAUGUAUGGCAAAGACAUGGUAUAAAAAUGUAGCUCUUAUUUCUCAUAAAAGGAAGUUGUAGAAAGGCUAAUUCAAGCAGUAACAACAAGUAAGGCAGUAAGUAGUAACAGUUUUUGAGCAGUUCAUGAGUUUAUUUAAAAGCUUAAGCAUUGUGCUUUCGCUGAAAGCAUUUAGUCUUCAUGUAGUCUUUGAUUAUUUUCUGCACUCCCCUAUCAGUCAUGGUGAAUACUAUAUGCAGAUUUUUACUGAAUACAUUUGAGUCUCCCAUCCCACAGCAAAGAUGUUAUUUGUGAUAUCAGUCCCUGAUGUUAAAGAGAGCAUCGUGAUCUUCUAAAAUUAGGUCAUCGUGAGAUCAGUAUAGCAGCACUGCAAUUUUCGUAUGUUUUCUGUGUAAACAUUUUAGCUAAAAACACAGAUAUUUGUAUUAAGUCAUGGGAAGGGAUGCAUAUGUUUAAAAUCUGCUCAGUCAUUAAUUAAAAUAGUUCAGGUAUCUUGUAUAUGAAAGCAUGGGCUCCCUAUUGAAAUGUUAGCACUCAAAAUACCAAGUGCUAACAUGCCAGAAAAAAGACCAAAAACACAGGAGAACAAAUCUCAAAAAUUGCUCUUCUCCUUUAAACUUCUUUUUGCGGAAGAGAGGAUGCCUACCUGCACUCCCACCCUCACCCCCCCCCCCCACACACACACACACAUACACACGUACUUAUGGAUACCGUCUUAGAGAUUACCAUACCUCAGAGAAAAGGGAAUAUUCCGGGAAAUGCCAUCUCAAACUUAGUAUAUGUAAGUUCAUUCUUUUGGGCAUUCAGUGUCUGUAUUUUGGGACUUGCUGUAGCUAGUCCUGACAUUUCAAAUGGUCACCCAAAGUACUUGCUGAAUUGCUGACUUGUUAUGCCGUAAUGUUCACAAUUUUGACACAGUAGGUAACUAGCUGCCUCCUUCUAUAUUUUUGUUAGCACAUUACCUUUUAAUUCAUAUUCUGAAGUCCAGCAGUCCCUGCUAUGUAUGCUGAGUGUCAGGGAAAUUAGUAGUUGCUGCAGAGGCCUUAAAAAAUCAGAAGUUUUACAUUUCAGAUUACUUUUCAUAAUCUUAACAUUUGUAUUUUAGACAUGGAUGUAGUUAAUUUUGGAAGUUACUUUUGUAGUAUCACAAACCCUUUUCAGCAGUGAUCCAGGACACUAAGCAAAUACAGCAUAUUUAUAAAUCACACACAAUAUAAUUGUAUGUAUGUAAGCAAAAAAGGUACAAUAAUUGGAACAAUAUUUGACAAUGUGGAAUUCUUUUACACAGGACAAACUGGUAUGUAAAAGCAUGAACAUAAUCCGUAUGGCAUUUCAUCAUAGCAUUCAAAAUAUUGUGAUGUAGCACUGUUAGAAAUGUUGUAGAUUGCUUUAGUCAGCAGUUUGACAUAUUACAUUUGAAUGUUUGUUGUAUGUAAUGCAUAACAGAACUUGCAUUGCUGCCAUAGUAUGUCUGGAAAAACUAUUUGCAGGCAAAUAUAAAGGUUUGGUGUAUAAUUGAUUUACAACUGUACUUGUUUUUUGUUGUAUUGUUACUCUAUAACAACUGCAUUUGUAUUCUUCAGUAGGAUGUAACAGUUUCGUCUUUUUUUUUGUAAUGAGUAAAUAUUGUUGCUUAUUCUCUAGUGUUUUGACAUUAUUGUAUUCCAACAUCAGAUUGACAUUAAUGCUUAAAUAUUUAUGGUGCAAUAUGAUAAAAUGACUUUUCUGGUACGGAGAACUCUGUAACUUGAUUCCCUUUUAAGAGCAUUCCGUGGUAUUUUGGUAAUUUUUAAAUUACGAUUUAAAGUUGGAAAUAGGAAUACUUAACAUGUUAACAUGCAUUUACAUAAAGUAGUAUGAAAUAGCUAUGGUGUAAGCUGCUGUAGAACCUGUUUGUUCAUCCACGUUGGGUCGAUUCUAAUUAAUAAUGCUAACAGAGGAUUCUGAAAAACAGCCAUUCAUUAUUCUGUAUCUAGAGCAGUUUUACUUACUGCUACUUUCUCCACUCUAUUUUAGAUGAACUGUUGAGGAGGCCUUGUUUAUGGUCACUGGUUGUGAAUGUAAGGCUGUGCUACUAUAGUAUGAAAUUGUUUUUGCUCCCAGUAAGUUAUUGUAUUUUUGCAUAAGGCAUCCCCUGAUAAUUGGAAAUUUAAACUCUGAAUAGAAACAUAAUUUAAUGUUUUGGCUGAAAAUUAAAAGCUUCUCUGUAAAUUAUGGAUAAUGAGCAAUAUUAUGCUGCUGUGACUAUAUUAUUGCAAAAAGUUAAUUACUUCACAUUGCGGGAAAGGGGUCAUCUUACUGUCUGUAGACUAAACCUGGAUUUAGUAACCCCUUUGGGGGAUAUCUCUAAAUUCCAUUGUGAAUCUAAUUCUGUUAUACAAAGGCUAUAGUUCACAGUUUGUCAUCUGUAAAAGAAAUUAAUUAUAGCAGGAAAAAGUCUGUUUCAUCAAUAUUUCUUGGAGUUUCAUAAAUUGAAACAAUACUUGAGUAUAAAAGAACUGUGAGAUUCAGAAAUAGAUUAUGAUACAGGUUAAAUGUUUAGAAACUUGUGCUCUUACUUGAUUUAGUUUUCUGGUCAUUGUUUAGUAUAUAAUCAUCAUGAUUAUUCAUGAGCUUAUCACCUCUUUUAAUGAAAUAGUGGAACGGUCAGUGAUAUCUUUGAAAUUACUUCUUGGGCCAAGUGUGAACAUUUGCUGAGUGGCAUGCACCAACUCACUGAACAAAUGAACAUUGAUGUGAUUACACAUAACUUUAAAAAUAAAUACUGAUUUAAUGAAAAUUAACUUUGAUAAAUCCUGGUCAAUACUGGUCAGAGUGAUUUAGACACCAGGUCUCUUUAGAGUUCCUUGUUACUUAGUCUCAUAUUAAAAGCCAUUGGUUUCUUAGACAACAUUACUCAUAUUAACUAGUGGUGUCUGUAGCAGUAUGCUGGCCAUAUUACACUAAAAAGCAGAUUAAAAUUGCUGUAAAUAUUUUUUUUCAUUAGUUACCUCAGUUGUAAAUGUUUUGGGCUGUAAUACUUCCCAGUUUGAAUACACGCAUUUGCAGCAGAAAUUCAUACUGAUCCUAAACUCUCUGCAAUCCACUCAGAAAGCUAAUUGUUACAGUUUAAAACAUGGCUUGAUUGGAUCAUGCACGUUAUAUAGAAUAUCACUGGGAAAUACAUUUUACAAUUAAAAUUACCAGGGGUUAAAAAGUAGCAAUAAACCUUUAAAAUUUUGUUUAUGUAAAAAUAAUCUGUUAAUAAUUUAUUAAGAAAACAUUUUUAAAAAUAUAUUUUAGGAGGUACUUCAAAGGCAGAUAAAUAAUACUUUUAUAUACAAAUAAAAUCAACCUUUAUUAAAAAUGCUACAUAAUUCACAGUUCAUUUUACAAACACUAUAAAUUUAACAGCAUGUUGAAAACAUAAGGAAGAUUGCCUUAUCUGUACAGCUUAGCUGCACUAUAAUAGUGGUCCAUACCAAUUCAGCUUCAUUUUAAUUGUGCAAUAUUAAAAUGGAAUUUAAUACAACACGCAUUUGAAUUUUCUGAAAAGGUUUAUAUACAUAUAUAUGAUUCUGUUAAAUUGUUUCCAAAACAAGAUGUAAUUUCAAGAGAAAUACAUUGAAUGUUGAAACAAAACAUACAUGUGUAGCUUUUUUGAUAUUGCCUCAUUGCACAUUGCACAUGAUACACAGGUGACCUAAUUCUUCACCGUAUGUAUAGAUAAAAUGUUUAUCUUCACUGAUUUUGCCACAUUAAUUGCUUUCUCUUACGGGCAUCUUAUUUUUUGUUGGCAUUCCAAUUGUAAAGUAAAUAUAAUUGCUAUCAACACUCACUGUAACACGUACUGCUAUGUUUUCAGUUUCAAAAUGUUGCUGUAUAUUUCAGUCUUCAAUAAACUUAAUUUUACUAAAAAAA
Protopterus annectens (West African lungfish) is the source of this 12988-nucleotide messenger RNA. RefSeq names its product integrin subunit alpha V (gene ITGAV). Gene Ontology annotation, cellular component: external side of plasma membrane; integrin complex. Gene Ontology annotation, molecular function: integrin binding. The record is from RefSeq and is a predicted model, not a curated record. The transcript has 31 exons. Bases 461 to 3604 code for a protein of 1047 amino acids. Lineage: Eukaryota; Metazoa; Chordata; Ceratodontiformes; Protopteridae. Gene Ontology annotation, biological process: angiogenesis; integrin-mediated signaling pathway; cell-cell adhesion.